AUGUCUUCAGUUGAAUUCCGGCUGUCUGUUCCCCUGGAAGCACCUACCAUCCACCAACCACCAGCCUCCAGCCACCAUCCACCAGGCCCCAGCCACCACCAGCCACCACCCCCCAGACACCAGCCCCCACCGACCAACCACCAACACCAGCCCCCACCCACCAACCACCAACACCAGCCCCCCAUCCACCAACCACCAACACCAGCCCCCAACACCCAGCCCCAUCCACCAACCACCAACACCAGCCCCCAUCCACCAACAACCAACACCAGCCCCCACCCACCAACCACCAACACCAGCCCCCAUCCCACCAACCACCAACACCAGCCCCCAUCCACCAACCACCAACCACCAACACCAGCCCCCACCCACCAACCACCAGGCCCCCACCCACCAACCACCAACACCAGCCCCCAUCCACCAACCACCAACACCAGCCCCCACCCACCAACCACCAACACCAGCCCCCCCACCCACCAACACCAGCCCCCAUCCACCAACCACCAACACCAGCCCCCAUCCACCAACCACCAACACCAGCCCCCAUCUACCAACCACCAACACCAGCCCCCAUCCACCAACCACCAACACCAGCCCCCACCCACCAACCACCAACACCAGCCCCCACCCACCAACCACCAACACCAGCCCCCACCUACCAACCACCAACACCAGCCCCCCCACCACCAACCACCAACACCAGCCCCCACCCACCAACUACCAACACCAGCCCCCAUCCACCAACCACCAACACCAGCCCCCCACCCACCAACCACCAACCACCAGCCCCCAUCCACCAACUCCAACCAGCCCCCACCCACCAACUACCAACACCAGCCCCCACCCACCAACUACCAACACCAGCCCCCAUCCACCAACCACCAACACCAGCCCCCACCUACCAACCACCAGCCCCCAUCCACCAGCCCCCACCCACCAACCACCAACCACCAGCCUCCACCCACCAUCCACCAGGCCCCACCCACCACCGGGCCCCAGCCACCACCAGGCCCCAGCCACCACCAGGCCCCAGCCACCACCAGGCCCCAGCCACCAUUAAAUAUAAAAACGACAACAGUCACAGAAACAUGUCAUCUUCUCACAGCAGCUAACAACUCAUAA
Molecule: messenger RNA, 1122 nt
Organism: Salmo salar (Atlantic salmon)
Lineage: Eukaryota; Metazoa; Chordata; Actinopteri; Salmoniformes; Salmonidae
Source: RefSeq, a predicted model, not a curated record